CUGUAACGUGUUCAAGUCUCUUGUUUUCUCGGGUCCUAUAUUUUACUUUUCAUUCCAAACCCACCGAACGAGCUUCAACAUGAAAGCACCAGUGAAAUUAAGCGGCCUCGUUCUUAGUAUACUCUCUGCUGGCACCACCGUGAUGGCACGGUCCGCCGUGUACAUGGCGUCCAGCAAUGACCAACCUUUGGGACCCAUUGACAAACCCACAAUUUCUUUGGAUGCUUAUUCCGUGGUCAUGUCACAAUUGACUGAUACUGCUGACACACACCCCGUUAUGCAAUGGAAAGAUGCGUACCAACAACAAACAUUCGAAUCUGUGCGUGGUGUAUGGAACAACCGCGAUGCAUGGCUAUGCCAUGAACAAGAUGACGUGUUUGAACCCAAGCUUGAUAGUAUCUUGUAUGUUAUCGUAUCUGGCGUCGAGCAACCUGAAGCCAUCUUGCCUGAUCCCGCAUUCUAUGUAUCUGAGAAUCAUGCUCAUGCGUUCAAGGAUGUGGCCAAGGAUAACGUCGAAUCUGUCUCUGCUAGCGGCCGAUCUGCUACAGCACUCAAGCACGCUUCAUCAUCAUCAUCUGAAGAAGAACUUAUUGAACAAUUCAAAGAAGCGUUUGGCGAUGUAUUUGAUUUGGACGAAAAGGCAGACAAGUCGUUUGCUACCGAAGUCAUGCAUUUGAAGAGCAUCGUUGCUGAUGCCAAAUCAAACGCUUUCUCCACGAUCCGUGUUAGAGGAUUAAAGACUUUGGCAAAGGAAUAUGGUGUAAAGUCGACGCAAUAUACCGAGGGUGAGCGUAUCCUGAAUGAACUCUUCCAAAAGACCGUGAUACCCGAAUUCCUUGAAGGCGAGAAGCGACGUGCGCUUGUGUCUGUUGUUCUUACUCCUGCCAAGCAUGCUGUUUUCCGCAAGCGUGCUCUUCCCGAAACUGAUGUCUGCUACAAGACCGAGGACGACUGCAUCAACGGCACCUCGGGCUGCACGGGCCGUGGAUCGUGUGUUGCUGACAGCAACGAUUGCUAUUCGUGCCAGUGCAAGGCUGCUUCUUUCCAGGGCGAAGCAUGCGAGGUUGAGAAUGUGGUUGCCGACUUCCAGCUGUUGUUCUGGACAGGCGUCGCCCUGAUCAUCUUGACGACGGGCUCGCUGAUGUUUGUUUACCAGAGCGGCGGAGGCUCGGACAGUGAGGGUGUCAUGAUGGUGCCUCAGUCCUUGCCAAAGCAGGACUAGAAAAGAUUAAAGUGCACACGACUGAUGUGGUCUAUGUACACAGUACUGUAUUAUCCAGAGACAAGAAAAAAAAAGUGUGUUAUCUGAAUUAAAGUUGCUCCCUUCUGUUAUACCAUAUCCAAUCAAAUGCCGUGGGAUUGCGUGAGUCCGCUGGGUCCAGUCGUCUUCCCGGGACGUUUGUUUGGUGGCAGUGACAGCUACUGCCACAGCAAAACGGAAUAUAAAAGAAAACGAUAACACA
This is a messenger RNA of Zychaea mexicana, 1463 nucleotides long. RefSeq lists its product as uncharacterized. Gene Ontology annotation, cellular component: endoplasmic reticulum. The record is from RefSeq and is a predicted model, not a curated record. The transcript has 6 exons. The coding region runs from base 80 to 1222 and encodes 380 amino acids. NCBI's taxonomy places the organism in Eukaryota, Fungi, Mucoromycota, Mucoromycetes, Mucorales, Lichtheimiaceae.